Molecule: messenger RNA, 11407 nt
Organism: Drosophila innubila
Lineage: Eukaryota; Metazoa; Arthropoda; Insecta; Diptera; Drosophilidae
Gene: Sdb
Exons: 10
Coding region: 706-11259 (3517 amino acids)
Biological process (GO): microtubule anchoring
Cellular component (GO): cytoskeleton; ciliary basal body; axonemal microtubule
Molecular function (GO): microtubule binding
Source: RefSeq, a predicted model, not a curated record
CACCAGCAGCAUUGAUCAGUACGUUUUGAGUUGUGCUUCGCGACGGUUGUUGAUCUUUCAAAGUGCUCCACGAAUACGAAAUAUGAAAUACAAGUUUGCCCAAUUGAGCAUCUAAGCGAAUAACGAAUAACGAACGUCUCUGUAUUUGUCUCUAUCUCUGGCUGUGUCUCUCUCUGUGUCUCUGUGUGUGUGCUAAGCUUUUACGCUCCCACUACCGCUCCCGCUGUUACGCUCACAUGCUUGCUUACACGCUCAAGUGUAUCGCCGUUUCCCCUUGCGUCUCUGACUAACUGUCUCUGUCUCCGUGUCGGUGUCGGUGUGUGCGUGUGACAGUGCCACCGUUUGUCAUUUUCAACUUGAACUAUGGUUCGCGUAUACGUGUGUGUUGUUCGAGUAUAAUAAAUACAUGCUAUAAUAUUAUUUAAAAAUAAGUAUUUCGACAUUCCGUAGUGGAAAUUAGGAGACACUGAGACCCCAAACAUAUUAACAACUAUAUAUACACACAUCUAUACACCAAUUGAGUGCCAAACCAAGCGAUAAUUGUGAUUAAUAACAACAAAAAACGUACAACGAAAAGCAUACGAAAUAAAAAAAAAAUAAUAAUAACAAAAAACUUUUUGAAGCCAUUAAAAUAUCAACUAGACUACAUUUUUCACGACAUACAGUCAGCGAUUACCUCAUCUGUGUGAAAAACUAGCCAGCAAAAUGGUAUCAAAAAGCAAUAAAAAGAAACAAGUGUCGCAGCCGCAGCCGCAGUCGCAGUCGCAGCCGCCGCCAGCCACAUCAAGCACAACAACAUCAACAACGGCCUCGGCGACCAAAUUAACCAAAAAGCUGGGACCGAAUGCGACGGCAACGCUAACAACAAACAGCAGCUCGACUUCAAUGGAGCAUGAAUCUGUCUCUUAUGGUGGGGCGCCUGAAGCGAGCACUAGUAGCUCGGUGAGGGAUAGGGAAAGUCUGGUAGCUGCAACAGCAGCAACAGGUGGGAAAAGCUAUAGCUCCAGUUCAUACACAGCGAAAUCUCAGUCACAAUCGCAGACACAGCAAUCGGAGCUAUAUAGCAGUAGCAGCAGUGCCAAGAUCUCUAGGGAUUAUUCAAACGAAAAGAUCAUAUCGUCAAUUGAUCUGCUUGAAAGUGAGAAAAAGGAACCGGUAUUUUCGGUGCCCAUUGAGGUGGUCGAAAUCACAGCUCCUGCUGGCAGCGGUCUUAUAAUGUCAGCCAGUGGUGGCAGCGUUUCCAAAAUGUAUGCCUCCUCGUCAAAAACAUCAAGCAGCCACCAGCAGGCGAGCAGCUCCAGUUACUUUGAGUCCACAACCAGUUCCAGUCAGCGGAGUGCCAACGAAACGCUCAUUGCAAGCGAGAGAGCGGCAACAUCGUCUACCGGUAUGACAUCAUCUUCGUUGUCUAGCAGCAAAUAUGUAGAUGUAGCCGAACAGGUUGCCUUCGAUAGCAGCAACAUCAGCAACACCAAUAUCAACACCAGUAACACCAAUACAAGCAACCUCAACACCAGCCACAGCACAAACACUAACACCAACACAAACAGCAACAGCAACACCAACAUCAUCAACAGCAGCAGCGAAUCUCAGAGCGUGCCAAAGUCAAAGGCUGUAACUGAAACAAAAACAGCUGUAGGUGUUGUCGACGUCUCAGAUACGUCAUCAACAACGAUGACGUCGCAGCGCAUUGUUCGCGAACCGGUCGCGACCACAACAAACGCAACGUCAUCGACUGCUGCCACACGACGUGACGAUAAAGUGGCAAGCACAGCUGUUAGUGUUGAUUAUGAUGUUGAUGUUAAUGUGGAUAGAGCGACGUCAUCGAUUCAAUCCAAAUCCAGUAACAAGGAGUUCAGCGAAAGUACCAUUAAACAGAGUAGCAGCAGCACAAAGCAGUCGACUUCGUCGUCUAAGAAAGAGGUGUACGAUGUGAAAACGAAAACCUGGAGCGAGUAUAGCGAUGGCACCACACACGGUACAAACAAAAAGACACCCACAUUUGAGCGUUACGUUAGCAAGGAUUCCGAUGGCACCACAAAAGUGACAUAUAAGAAGAAGAUAUACGACAGGCGCAACAAUAGAUGGCGCGUGGUGGAUGAGCGCACUGUGGAUAGCACCAGUGAUGUGGGCUAUCCCGAAAUAGUCGAUGAUGUCAUAAAUACAACAACCACAACAUAUACGACAAAGGUGUACGACACGAAACUUGGCAAGUGGACGGUCGUUGACGAGAAAUCGUACACUGAUACGAAAGCUUUUGUGCCCAAUGACAUUGCUCGUGAAAUCGAAAAAGAUAAUACCGAUGUUGCAAACAUAACGACUACUACAGAAGUAACAAAGAUAUUUGAUGCGAGCAUUAACGAUUGGCGAGUGUUGGAUGAAAAGGUUCACACCGAUGUCAUUGAAAAAAUUGUGGAGACUCCUAAGAAGACAAUAUAUGUUGAUGAAUUUGUGGAAAUUGAGAAGAACACCUCAAUUUCGGAAAACAAUGAAAAAAUAACAUUGAAUCUUAACGAAACGUCGAAACACAAAAAUAUUACCGAGAAUAUUUAUGAUGAAAUCGAUUAUGUGCGCACUGACAAAAAGCGGUUAGACGAUUCAAUAACACGGGGAGUCGAUAAGAACAAGAAAACGACACAUAGUGAGAGGUGCAUCUGUGAAAUAUGUACUUGCGGGCGUCAUCAUUGCUCCACCAGCAAAACGAAGUCAACAGAAAAUACAGUUGUUGAAAUAGAUGAUAACGUCGACGAAUCUUACACUAGGAUACGUACUAACACUUGGUCUAAAAAAGAAGAAAACAUUCCGAAGAAAAAUGAAGACAUACUAGUAGACUAUAUGGUCAUAAAGAAGCCAGAAGAUAAUUUAAAAACUGGAGGAGAAUUUUCAGCACCACAAAAAGAACCAUACAGGCCAAGCGAAAGGCGGGAAAAAAUUGUACACAUUGACAAUCUACGCUUAGAUGGAGAAAUGACUUUUGUGGAAAAAGAGGAUUACCAAUACGUUACUCGACCUGGAUAUGUCAAACCAACGGAUAAUCUUAAGCCAGAAGGAGAUUUUUACAGCCCGGAGAAGCCUAAGUUCCAACCUGGAGAGCGUCCAUCUCAAGUCAGGCCAGAAGAUAACUUAAAAAGCGAAGGAGAAUUCUACGUUCCAGAAAAACCUGGUUACAGGCCCUCUGAACGUCCAACUCAAAAGAAACCUGAAGACAACUUGAAAACCGAAGGAGAAUUUUACACUCCAGACAAACCUGGAUAUAGACCGGCAGAUAAAACGGAAAGAAUCAUCAGAAAGGAUAACUUGCGUAAUGAAGGCGAAAUGACCUUUGUGGAGCGGGAAGAGUAUCAAUAUGUUAUUCGCCCUGACCAGGUUAGGCCAACAGACAACCUUAAAAUGGAUGGACAAUUUUAUAGUCCAGAGAAACCAAAGUUUAUUCCCGGUGAGCGUCCAUCUCAAGUCAGGCCAGAAGACAACUUGAAGAACGAAGGCGAAUUCUACGUUCCAGACAAACCUGGAUACAAGCCUGCGGAACGUCCAGUUCAAAAAAAACCAGAAGACAACUUAAAGAAUGAAGGUGAAUUCUACGCUCCAGAGAAGCCCAAGUAUAGGCCAGCUGAACGUCCAUCUCAAGUCAGACCAGAGGAUAAUUUAAAGAGCGAAGGCGACUUCUACACUCCAGAGAAACCUCAGUUCAAACCUGCAGAACGUCCUGUUCAAAAGAAACCCGAAGAUAACUUGAGGAACGAAGGCGAAUUCUACGCUCCAGAGAAACCGAAAUAUACGCCAGGGGAUCGUCCAUCACAAGUCAGACCACAGGACAAUUUAAAGAGCGAAGGCGAUUUUUACACUCCAGAGAAACCUCAAUUCAAACCGUCAGAACGUCCAGUUCAAAAGAAGCCCGAAGACAACCUAAAGAACGAAGGCGAAUUCUACGCUCCAGAGAAACCCAAGUAUAGGCCAGGUGAACGUCCAUCCCAGGUUAGACCAGAAGAUAAUUUGAAAAGCGAGGGCGAUUUCUACACUCCAGAGAAACCUCAAUUCAAACCAGCAGAGCGUCCAGUUCAAAAGAAACCCGAAGAUAACUUGAAGAAUGAAGGCGAAUUUUAUGUUCCGGAGAAACCAGGAUAUAGACCUGCAGAGAAAACUGAAAGAAUCAUUAGGAAAGAUAAUUUGCGUAACGAAGGCGAAAUGACGUUUGUGGAGAGGGAAGAGUAUCAAUACGUUGUUCGUCCUGAGCAGAUGAGGCCUACAGAUAACCUUAAAAUGGAUGGCCAAUUCUAUAGCCCAGAAAAACCGAAGUUUGUCCCUGGCGAGCGUCCAUCCCAAGUCAGACCAGAGGACAAUUUAAAGAGCGAAGGCGAUUUCUAUACUCCAGAGAAACCUCAAUUCAAACCGGCAGAACGCCCACUUCAAAAGAAACCCGAAGACAACCUUAAGAAUGAAGGUGAAUUCUACGCUCCAGAGAAACCCAUAUAUAGACCAGGAGAACGUCCAUCCCAAGUCAGACCAGAGGAUAAUUUGAAGAGCGAAGGCGAUUUCUACACUCCAGAGAAACCUCAAUUCAAACCGGCAGAGCGUCCAGUUCAAAAGAAACCCGAGGAUAACCUGAAGAAUGAAGGUGAAUUCUACGCUCCAGAGAAACCGAAAUAUACGCCAGGAGAACGUCCAUCCCAAGUCAGACCAGAGGAUAAUUUGAAAAGCGAAGGCGAUUUCUACACUCCAGAGAAACCUCAAUUCAAACCUGCAGAGCGUCCAGUUCAAAAGAAACCCGAAGAUAACUUGAAGAACGAAGGCGAAUUUUAUGUUCCGGAGAAAACAGGAUAUAGACCUGCAGAGAAAACUGAAAGAAUCAUUAGGAAAGAUAAUUUGCGUAACGAAGGCGAAAUGACGUUUGUGGAGAGGGAAGAGUAUCAAUAUGUUGUUCGUCCUGAGCAGGUGAAACCAACAGACAACCUUAAAAUGGAUGGUAAGUUCUAUAGCCCAGAAAAGCCAAAGUUUGUUCCUGGAGAGCGUCCAUCCCAAGUCAGACCAGAGGAUAAUUUGAAGAGCGAAGGCGAUUUCUACACUCCAGAGAAACCUCAAUUCAGGCCGGCGGAACGGCCAGUUCAAAAGAAACCAGAAGAUAACUUGAAGAAUGAAGGCGAUUUCUACACUCCAGAGAAACCUCAAUUCAAACCAGCAGAGCGUCCAGUUCAAAAGAAACCCGAAGAUAACUUGAAGAAUGAAGGCGAAUUUUACGCUCCAGAGAAACCCAAGUAUAUGCCGGCAGAACGUCCAUCCCAAGUCAGACCAGAGGAUAAUUUGAAGAGCGAAGGCGAUUUCUACACUCCAGAGAAACCUCAAUUCAAACCGGCAGAGCGUCCAGUUCAAAAGAAACCCGAGGAUAACCUGAAGAAUGAAGGUGAAUUCUACGCUCCAGAGAAACCGAAAUAUACGCCAGGAGAACGUCCAUCCCAAGUCAGACCAGAGGAUAAUUUGAAGAGCGAAGGCGAUUUCUACACUCCAGAGAAACCUCAAUUCAAACCAGCAGAGCGUCCAGUUCAAAAGAAACCCGAAGAUAACUUGAAGAAUGAAGGCGAAUUUUAUGUUCCGGAGAAACCAGGAUAUAGACCUGCAGAGAAAACUGAAAGAAUCAUUAGGAAAGAUAAUUUGCGUAACGAAGGCGAAAUGACGUUUGUGGAGAGGGAAGAGUAUCAAUAUGUUGUUCGUCCUGAGCAGGUUAGGCCAACAGAUAACCUUAAAAUGGAUGGUAAAUUCUACAGUCCAGAAAAACCGAAGUUUGUUCCUGGAGAGCGUCCAUCCCAAGUCAGACCAGAGGAUAAUUUAAAGAGCGAAGGAGAUUUCUACACCCCGGAGAAACCUCAAUUCAAACCUGCAGAACGACCAGUUCAAAAGAAACCGGAGGACAACUUAAAGAAUGAAGGUGAAUUUUACGCUCCAGAGAAACCCAAGUAUAUGCCGGCAGAGCGUCCAUCCCAAGUCAGACCAGAGGAUAAUUUGAAGAGCGAAGGCGAUUUCUACACUCCAGAAAAACCUCAAUUCAAACCGGCAGAGCGUCCAGUUCAAAAGAAACCCGAGGAUAACCUGAAGAAUGAAGGUGAAUUCUAUGCUCCAGAGAAACCGAAAUAUAGGCCAGGAGAACGUCCAUCCCAAGUCAGACCAGAGGAUAAUUUGAAAAGCGAAGGCGAUUUCUACACUCCAGAAAAACUUCAAUUCAAACCAGCAGAGCGUCCAGUUCAAAAGAAACCCGAAGAUAACUUGAAGAAUGAAGGCGAAUUUUAUGUUCCGGAGAAACCAGGAUAUAGACCUGCAGAGAAAACUGAAAGAAUCAUUAGGAAAGAUAAUUUGCGUAGCGAAGGCGAAAUGACGUUUGUGGAGAGGGAAGAGUAUCAAUAUGUUGUUCGUCCUGAGCAGGUGAAACCAACAGACAACCUUAAAAUGGAUGGUAAAUUCUAUAGCCCAGAAAAACCGAAGUUUGUUCCUGGUGAACGUCCAUCCCAAGUCAGACCAGAGGAUAAUUUGAAGAGCGAAGGCGAUUUCUAUACUCCAGAGAAACCUCAAUUCAGGCCGGCAGAACGUCCAGUUCAAAAGAAACCAGAAGACAAUCUAAAGAAUGAAGGCGAAUUCUACGCUCCAGAGAAACAUAAAUACAGGCCUGCGGAGCGUCCAUCCCAAGUCAGACCAGAGGAUAAUUUGAAGAGCGAAGGAGAUUUCUACACCCCAGAGAAACCUGAAUUCAAACCUGCAGAACGUCCAGUACAAAAGAAACCCCAGGAUAACCUAAAGAAUGAAGGUGAAUUCUACGCACCGGAGAAACCCAAGUAUAGGCCAGCGGAACGUCCAUCCCAAGUCAGACCAGAGGAUAAUUUGAAGAGCGAAGGCGAUUUCUACACCCCAGAGAAACCUGAAUUUAAACCUGCAGAACGUCCAGUUCAAAAGAAACCAGAAGACAACCUAAAGAAUGAAGGUGAAUUCUACGCUCCAGAGAAACCCAUGUAUAGACCAGGAGAACGUCCAUCCCAAGUCAGACCGGAGGAUAAUUUGAAGAGCGAAGGCGACUUCUACACUCCAGAGAAACCUCAAUUCAAACCGGCAGAACGUCCAGUUCAAAAGAAACCAGAAGACAAUCUUAAGAAUGAAGGCGAAUUCUAUGCUCCAGAGAAACCCAAGUACAGGCCAGGUGAGCGUCCAUCCCAAGUCAGACCAGAGGAUAAUUUGAAGAGCGAAGGUGAUUUCUACACUCCAGAGAAACCUCAAUUCAAACCGGCAGAGCGUCCAGUUCAAAAGAAACCCGAGGAUAACCUGAAGAAUGAAGGUGAAUUCUACGCUCCAGAGAAACCGAAAUAUAGGCCAGGAGAACGUCCAUCCCAAGUCAGACCAGAGGAUAAUUUGAAGAGCGAAGGCGAUUUCUACACUCCAGAGAAACCCCAAUUCAAACCGGCAGAGCGUCCAGUUCAAAAGAAACCUGAGGACAACUUGAAGAAUGAAGGCGAAUUUUAUGUUCCGGAGAAACCAGGAUAUAGACCUGCGGAGAAAACUGAAAGGAUUAUCAGGAAAGAUAACCUGCGAAAUGAAGGCGAAAUGACGUUUGUGGAGAGGGAAGAGUAUCAAUAUGUUGUUCGUCCUGAGCAGGUUAGGCCAACAGAUAACCUUAAAAUGGAUGGUAAAUUCUAUAGCCCAGAAAAACCGAAGUUUGUUCCUGGUGAACGUCCAUCCCAAGUCAGACCAGAGGAUAAUUUGAAGAGCGAAGGUGAUUUCUACACUCCAGAGAAACCUCAAUUCAAACCGGCAGAGCGUCCAGUUCAAAAGAAACCCGAGGAUAACCUGAAGAAUGAAGGCGAUUUCUACACUCCAGAGAAACCUCAAUUCAAACCGGCAGAACGUCCAGUUCAGAAGAAGCCAGAAGAUAACUUGAGGAAUGAAGGCGAAUUCUACGCUCCAGAGAAACCCAAGUAUAGGCCAGGUGAACGUCCAUCCCAGGUUAGACCAGAAGAUAAUUUGAAAAGCGAGGGCGAUUUCUACACUCCAGAGAAACCUCAAUUCAAACCGGCAGAGCGUCCAGUUCAAAAGAAACCCGAGGACAACCUAAAGAAUGAAGGCGAAUUCUACGCUCCAGAGAAACCUAUGUAUAGGCCAGGAGAACGUCCAUCCCAAGUCAGACCAGAGGAUAAUUUGAAAAGCGAAGGCGAUUUCUACACUCCAGAGAAACCUCAAUUCAAACCAGCAGAACGUCCAGUUCAGAAGAAGCCAGAAGAUAACUUGAAGAAUGAAGGCGAAUUCUACGCUCCAGAGAAACCCAUGUAUAGGCCAGGUGAACGUCCAUCCCAGGUUAGACCAGAAGAUAAUUUGAAGAGCGAAGGCGAUUUCUACACUCCAGAGAAACCUCAAUUCAAACCGGCAGAACGUCCAGUUCAGAAGAAGCCAGAAGAUAACUUGAAGAAUGAAGGCGAAUUCUACGCUCCAGAGAAACCCAAGUAUAGGCCAGGUGAACGUCCAUCCCAGGUUAGACCAGAAGAUAAUUUGAAAAGCGAGGGCGAUUUCUACACUCCAGAGAAACCUCAAUUCAAACCGGCAGAGCGUCCAGUGCAAAAGAAACAUGGUGAUAACUUGAAAAGUGAAGGCGAAUUUUAUGUUCCAGAGAAACCAGGAUAUAGGCCUGCAGAGAAAACGGAAAGAAUUAUUAGGAAGGAUAACUUGCGAAGUGAAGGCGAAAUGACCUUUGUGGAGAAAAAAGAAUAUCAAUAUGUUGUUCGCCCCGAGCAAGUAAAACCAACUGAUAAUCUGAAAAUGGAUGGAAAAUUCUAUAGCCCUGAAAAAACGAAGUUUGUUCCGGGUGAACGCCCAUCUCAAGUCAGACCUGAAGAUAACUUAAAGAACGAAGGUGAAUUCUACGUUCCUGAAAAACCUGGUUACAAACCCGCCGAACGUCCUGUGCAGAAGAUUCCAGCAGACAAUUUGAAAAAUGAAGGAGAAUUCUAUUCGCCAGAGAAACCGAAAUAUAAACCUGCUGAACGUCCUGUUCAAAAGAAACCUGAAGAUAACUUGAGAAAUGAAGGAGAAUUCUUUACUCCAGAUAAGCCUAAGUAUAGGCCAGCAGAAAAAACGGAAAGAAUAAUUCGGAAGGAUAAUCUGCGUAGCGAAGGUGAGAUGACGUUUGUCGAAAAGAAGGAAUAUCAAUAUGUGGUCCGGCCUGAACAAGUUAAGCCAACUGAUAAUCUUAAAAUGGAGGGUGAUUUCUUUAGUCCUGAGAAACCUGGUUAUAAGCCAGCAGAAAGACCUACACAAAAGAAACCUCAGGAUAAUUUAAAAACUCCAGAAGGCAAAUUCUAUGUCCCAGAAAAGGAAACAUUUAAGCAAGCAGACAAGGUUAAAACAGUUGUAAGGAAAGAUAAUUUAAAGAACGAGGGUACAAUGACAUUCACAAAAAAAGAAGAAUAUCAUUACACGACAAGACCCGAACAAGUAAGGCCAAGCGAUAACUUAAAGCUCGAUGGACCUUUCUAUACUCCUGAAAAAACCACAUUUAAGCCUGCGGAGCGACCUAUCCAGAAAAAACCGAAGGAUAAUCUCAAACAGGAGGGUGAAUUUUAUAAACGAUCUGAUAGAACUGAAACCGAUAGCACCACGAUAUUAGAGAAUGUUAAAAGAGAGACUCCCAAGCGGCCGGUAGAUAAUUUAAAGCUUGAAGGAACUAUGACUGUGACAAGAAAGGAUGAUUUUAAGACCACCAAUAAGACCACCAUAGACAAAAUACAGCGAACACAAAAAUACAAGCAUAACAGCUCAUCUAUCAGUUUGGGAACUGAUACUUCAAUUCUGAAAACAACUAACCAGAUGAACUUUGUUUCUGGCAAGGACGCGGUUAAGCAAGUGGAUGCCAACAGCCAAAAUCCAGUCGACGGCUUAAUCAUUGUUUCAACGAAGAAGGUUACAACUGUAGUCGGUGGUCGAGCUAAAAAGGAACCGGAAACUGAAUAUGUCAAGAGACCAGCAAAAAUAAAUGUAAUUGAAAAUGUUUCCAAGAAUACGACGUCCACAAACAUUGAGAAUACUAAAAACAUACAUAAGGAAAGCACAUCGAUGCAAAGAAAUCUCAAUAUUGUUGAAAAAUCUUCAGAAAAUAUGGAGAGAAUUCGGGGAUCAACAGUUGACAAUAGCGCUCUUCAGACGUCCACAUCGACAAUAAAUCAAGGCAAGCUAGCUACCAACAAUGCGACAGGAACAGGAGGCUCAACAUCACAUUUAGUCACACAAAGUACAGUGUCCAAGAAUGUUAAAGGCAGCUCAACAUCACAUUUGGCCGAUAGCAGCUCUGUAACCAAAAAUGUGACCGGUAGCUCAACUUCUCAUUUGAUUGAUAACAACAAUAUAACCGGUAGUUCAACAUCCCAUAUGACUGGUAACAAUUCUGUUUCUAAAAAUAUGACUAGCUCAACUUCUCAUGUGAUAGGUAACAACUCUGUCACCAACAAUAUUACUGGUAGUUCAACAUCCCAUGUGUCUUCUUCUAAGCAUUUCCAUCACAGGAAGAGUGAGUUCUCUUCUGAAGCCGAUGUGUCCAACUCUAUAUUCCACAGAAAGAAUGCUUCAAGCGAUUCGAAUGCAGUCAACAGCAGCUUAACUUCAAAUGGAAAGAUGCAGCGCAAGAGUAUUCUAAAUCUACAUGAGCAACCCUUGAGCAGUAAUAUCCAUUCGAAUGAUCGCCAGAGUUACAGUAGUAUCCAUCGUCAGAAUAGGGAAACUGAGCAGAACACAAGUUUCUCAUCUGAGCGUCGCAGCUGCAGCGUGCACAAGGAAAACAAGGAUCUUCAAAUGAAAAGCGCUUCGUCCUCAAACAUGUCACGCAUAAUAUCGGGUGGUGCUGACAACGGUACUGCCAAUAGGUCGAAUCUAGAAAGGUCGACUGUGACACGGACUUACGUAUCGGGGGGCAUUGAUUUCCCAUCCCAAUCGCAAUCCCAUACUGAACGUCAUAUAACACGUCAUCGUGGAAGUGGUAGCCAACAUGUAUCGAGUGGCAUCGAUUUUCCCUCCUCCUCCUAUAACGCCCAUGGUCAUACCGAACGUAUUAUGACCACACGUCGUGGAAAUCAAUCCUCGAUUAGUUUGGGUAACGAGAAGUUUACUGGUUCCAGUCUCUAUAAGAGUGAAUAUAUUACUGCCCCAACAACAACAACCUGUGCUGUACAUAAGAUUAAACAAGGUGCAUUCCAACAUACCAGAAGUACUCACGAUCAUAAAUUCUAUAAAACCUCUAACUGAGUAAUAUAUAAAACUGAGUAACAUAUAAAAAAACAUUUGUACGACUUGUCUUGUUUUCAAUACACAUAUCACAUAGUGUCUAAGAUUCCAUGACAAUAUUUUUUAUACAAUUUCUAAUAUUUACCUAAUAAAAAAAAAAAAAAACAAA